AUGGCCCUCGCGCAGAUUCUAGGCCGUGCAGUGUCGGACCACUCGGUGACUCUGACACCGCGCGAAGCUGCAUCGGGUCUUUUGGGCUCGGUUUCUCUAACCUGCUGGCUUUUCUUGUUGGUGCCCCAACUAAUCGAGAACUACCGCAACGGCAAUGCUGAAGCGAUUUCCCUCCUCUUCGUCUUCGUCUGGUUCAUCGGCGACGUGACAAACCUGGCCGGUGGUCUUCUGGCGGGCCUGGUGCCCGUCAUCGUCGCUAUCGCCGUGUACUUUUGUCUCGCAGACGGUGUUCUCAUCGCGCAAUGCCUAUACUAUAAGGCUCGCAAUUCCCGCCGUGAGGCGCUUCACCACCGCCGGCGCUCAUCAUCAGACACCCCGGAUCCGACUACCCCGCUGCUAGGCAGGCGGUUUAGUGAUGGUUUUGUGUCCCCGAACUCGCGGCGCCGGUCGUCCGGUUCGCUGCGCGGCCACCUUGGUGCUGGCCGGCGCGAGAGCCAGGUGGAAGAUACACUGGCGAAGAUCGUGGAGGAAAAUGACUAUGGGCGCAAGGCUUGGGCUAAGAACUUCAUCAGCGUUCUCAGUAUCUUCGUCGUUGGUGCCGCGGGCUGGACAAUUGCCUGGCGGACGGGCAUGUGGAAGCCGGCCGUUCUGGAGAGUGACCAUGGUGCAGAGAAGGCUGCUGGUGGCCAGGUGUUGGGCUAUAUCAGUGCGGUGUGCUAUCUAGGAGCGAGACUGCCUCAGAUCUAUAAGAACUAUUGCGACAAGUCUUGCGAAGGUCUAUCGCUGCUGUUUUUCAUCCUCUCCCUUUUAGGCAAUUUGACUUACGGGGCGGGGAUUCUAUGCCACUCCACGGAUCGGGAGUAUGUCGUCACCAAUAUCCCGUGGCUUAUUGGAUCGCUGGGCACGAUGGUUGAGGAUGUUAUCAUCUUCGCCCAGUUCCGAAUCUACGCUGUGCAGGAACCCCAAGCUCCCUCUGCAAUUUCAUGA
Molecule: messenger RNA, 987 nt
Organism: Penicillium lagena
Lineage: Eukaryota; Fungi; Ascomycota; Eurotiomycetes; Eurotiales; Aspergillaceae
Product: PQ-loop repeat-containing protein
Exons: 5
Coding region: 1-987 (328 amino acids)
Biological process (GO): basic amino acid transmembrane export from vacuole
Cellular component (GO): fungal-type vacuole membrane
Source: RefSeq, a predicted model, not a curated record